This is a messenger RNA of Peromyscus eremicus (cactus mouse), 3104 nucleotides long. RefSeq names its product zinc finger protein 853 (gene Znf853). Gene Ontology annotation, molecular function: DNA-binding transcription factor activity, RNA polymerase II-specific; RNA polymerase II cis-regulatory region sequence-specific DNA binding. Gene Ontology annotation, biological process: regulation of transcription by RNA polymerase II. Bases 1 to 2481 code for a protein of 826 amino acids. The record is from RefSeq and is a predicted model, not a curated record. Gene Ontology annotation, cellular component: nucleus. The transcript is spliced from 4 exons. NCBI's taxonomy places the organism in Eukaryota, Metazoa, Chordata, Mammalia, Rodentia, Cricetidae.
AUGGCGAAGGCGAAGGCUACGGCCGCGGUGGUGGCGGUGGCGGCGGGGGCCGGGGCGCGGGGGGCGCGGCGGGCGGCAGGGGCGGGGGACAGGAUGCGGAUGCCGGGGGGACUUCCUGUGCCGGCCCCCCAGCGCCCCCGCCCCGGCCCAGCCGCUUCCCGCACGGACGCACAGCACCGGAGGCCGCUGGUGACCACACCUCCCCUAGCGCAGAGGCUGCUGCCGGCGGGAAAUGCUGUUCCAGCACAGCCUGCUCCCCAGGACCCUGGUGGGAUCGCCAGGAUGGAGCUUGGCCCAACAACAAUGACCUUUGUGUUGGAGCUUCGAUGUCUUGAGGAUGGGGGUCCAGGGCCUGACACCCUCUCAGGUGGCAGUGGUGGGAGUGAGAGCCGGGAGGAGGAAGAGGCUCCGGAGGGGAGCAGCAGCCCACGGCCGCCAGCACUCGCAGCCCCAGUAGGGGCCAGUAACAGCAUCGAGGCAGUGCAGUCAGGACAACGGGACUUGCAUCUGCAACAGUUAGAGCAGCAGCGAGAGCUGGAACGACAGCCGCAGCACAAGGAGCUGCAAGAGCAGCAGCCUCCGCAUCAGCUGUUAGGAUCUCAGCCGGAAUUGCAGCAGCAGCAAGAUGGGCAGCAAGAACUACAGGAAAACUUCCAGUCCGAGCAUCAUCAGGAACCAAAACCACGGCUGCAGUUGGUACAGCAGCUGGGACUUGGACAAGAGCAACAAUUGUUGCAUCAGCAGCAGAUGAUGAUGAUGCAGCCCCAAGGCCAAGAGCAACAGCUGUUACAACAGCAGCAGGAACAGUGUCGACAGCAGCAAGUUCAACAGCAGCGACUCGUGCAGCGGCAAGAGUUGUUGCUGCUGCAGCCGCAAGUACAAGAACAACAACUUGAGCAGCAAGUGCAACAGCAACAGCUAUUGCAGCAACAACUGCAAGAACAGGCUUUGCUGCAGCAGCAGCCAAUGCAAGAGCAACAACAGUCACAGCAGCAGCUUCUCCAACAGCAGCAACUACUGCAAGAGCAGGGACAAUUGCUGCAGCAGCAGUUGCAGCAGCAGCAGUUGCAGCAGCUUGUGCAAGAACAAGCAUUGCAACAGCAAUUACAGCAAGUGCAAGGACAACAGCUGUUGCAGCAUCAUCAACAGGAGCAGUUAGAGCAGGAGCAGCUGCUCCAACAGCAGCUGUUGCAACAGCAGGGACAAUUGCAGCAGCAGGUACUGUUGCUGCAGCCACAGGGACAGCUACAGCAGCAGCUGUUGCUGCAGCAGCUGUUGCAGCAGCAGCAGACCCAGAUACAGUACCAACUAUUGCUUCAGCAAGAACAGUUGCAGCAGCAACAGUUGUUGCAACAUCAGCAGGAACAGCUGCAGCACCAGCAGCAUCUGCAGCCUCCUCUACUGGAGCCAGACAAGGGGGAAGAGGUAGCACUGGAGCUCCUGCCAGAGGACAUGGGGUCAGAGCAGGAGCAGCAGCGGCAGCGGCAGCGGCAGCGACAGCGGCAGCGGCAGCGGCAGCGGCGGGAGUUGGAGAGGCAGCAGGAGCUGGAGAGGCUGCAGGAACAGCAGCAGCUGAAGCUAAAACUGCAAGAGCAACUGCAUCAGCUGGAGCAGCACCUGGAGCAGCAGCAGUUGCUAGAGCAGCUGCAGCAGCAGCAGUUGGAGCAACAGGAGGUGCACCUGGAGCUGACCCCGGUGGAGCUGUACACUCAGCAGCAAGAGCUGCAGCUGGAGCUGACCUCUGUGCAGCCCGAGCUGCAGGUAGAGCUGGUGUCUGCUCUGGGAGGUGGCGCAGCGCCAGCUCCGGCCACCGUGGUGGUGGCCCCUCCAGGCUAUGUGGUGCUGCAAGAGCUCAUGGUGCUGCCCACUGUGGCCACACCCACUGUGGUGGCCAUCCAGGGCUCCACAGGGGAUGAGGCUCUGGCGCCCACAAAACAGCGGAGGAAGCGGCGAGGCAGGGACAGGCCGACCAUCUGCGGGGAGUGUGGCAGGGGGUUCAGCCGCAGCACGGACCUGGUGCGACACCAGGCCACGCACACUGGGGAGAGGCCGUAUCUCUGCAGCGAGUGCGGCAAGGGCUUCUCGCAGCACUCCAACCUGGUGACCCACCAGCGCAUCCACACGGGCGAGAAGCCCUAUGCCUGCACCUACUGCUCCAAGUGCUUCAGCGAGAGCUCGGCGCUCGUGCAGCACCAGCGCACCCAUACAGGCGAGCGGCCCUACGCCUGCGGCGACUGCGGCAAGCGCUUCAGCGUCUCCUCCAACCUGCUGCGCCACCGCCGCACCCACUCGGGUGAGCGGCCGUAUGUGUGCGAAGACUGCGGGGAGCGCUUCCAGCACAAGGUGCAGAUCCGCAAGCAUGAGCGCCAGCUGCACGGGGCAGGCCGCUCCCGAGGUCUGGGCCUGCUGCGGUCUUCCAGGCCAGCGCCCUCGCGAGCCUCCACAAGGGCCCAGAAAGCCUCUGUAUCCGGGAAGCCCUGAGUGGUGUGAGAGCCAUCCACACCUGGACCCUAGGUCAUGGUCUUAACUCCAAUUUGAGGUCUUUCUGGGUAUCUUGAAUUAUCCUUCGGAAAGGAAGACUUCCAUCUUUUCCCAAACCUGACCCCACAAUGCACCAAGUCCACAGAUUCACUCUUCCCCCAAAACCAUGCACAAGAGAACAUUUUCAUGUGGGUGAGAGGGACUACCGGAUUUUUCCUCCCAUCCUGGGAACAUUGGACUGAGAACUUGCCCAGUGGCAAAUAAUUUGUGAGGUUUGAUACGACCAAACACUAACCAGCAAAUGUAAUGUGCAAUGUGUGGGGGAGCUGGGAAAUGAAUGGAUCGUUCUGAAUACUUAAGGUGGAACUGAAAAGAGGGGCAGAUGGUGUAGCUCAGCUGGUUAGAGUGCUUUCCCAGCACAAAGCCCUGGGUUCCAUCUUCAGCAUCAUAUAAAUACGAACGUGUGUUGGCACAUGUAAUCCCAGCACUUGGGAGGUAGAGGCAGGAGGAUCAGAUGUUCGAGGUCAUCUUCAGCCACAUAGUGAGUUGGACAGCCUGAGUUACCUGAGACCCUGCCUAAAAAAACAAACAAAACAAAACAAAACAAAAAACAAAAAAAAAAA